Messenger RNA from Carassius auratus (goldfish), 9932 nucleotides. Its product is annotated as probable voltage-dependent N-type calcium channel subunit alpha-1B. The transcript has 51 exons. Gene Ontology annotation, molecular function: high voltage-gated calcium channel activity. Lineage: Eukaryota; Metazoa; Chordata; Actinopteri; Cypriniformes; Cyprinidae. Gene Ontology annotation, cellular component: neuronal cell body; membrane; voltage-gated calcium channel complex. Gene Ontology annotation, biological process: calcium ion import across plasma membrane; chemical synaptic transmission. The record is from RefSeq and is a predicted model, not a curated record. Bases 1008 to 8003 code for a protein of 2331 amino acids.
UUUUAUUCCUGGUUUUAGUAGGCUACUACGUGCACAGCUCUAUUGAAAAGUUAAUGUAAAUGUGAAAGAGACCAAACCCCAUCCGAAAGGCGUCAGACAGCCAGGAGACAAUGUUCAGAUUUACCCCACCCGCCGCCUCCACCCUUUUCUAAAUCAACGAUCUGUUUACAGUUAUGGGAAGUUCAGACGCACCAAUCCCUAACAUACUGUGCCGGAUUCUUGUUAACGUGCUUUAAAGUUACCGUCCAAAUGGUUUGAGUAACGUUUAAUUGACUGCCGGGGUCUGGAAGGGUACAUGCUGUAUCCCCCUCUUGCCCCCCAGUAGCGGUACAGGUGGAGCCUCUGACAGGCUCCUUCACAGUCACGUGAUCCGGUUCAGAAGCAGCAGCGGCUGCAGAAAUUGGUUAAAAUUUCAUUGCCAGGCUACGGUCUAGUGGAAAAAGGGUGUCAGUGUCGUUUGCGCCUUUUCAUUUCAUCCCAUCUAUAUAAACGCGAGGGCGACGGACCGCGCGUGCUAUCAUGUGUUAAAGCGAAGAGUGCAGGCAAGAUCGGAGGAAAACAUCGAAGCAUCUGCAACAGCAUCUGCGCGAUCAGAUCUUACAGGAUCUUACCAUCUGUGGGCUUGACUACAUUCAAUUGCACCACAGUUUGUAAAGGGACCAUUGCUGGCUGGAUUUAUUUCAAGACAUGGUUGAUUAUCUAAAUCCUUCGAGUGAGGCGUGAAAAUGAUCCUGAUUGGAUUUGGACGGUCGCUUUUUGGUGGAUUGUGUAACGUGGAGGUAUAAACUUUAACUGACUUUGGGUUCAAAACAGAGAUGUGUUUAGAUGGAAUACUUUAAGGAACUCCCCGUGUGUGUGUGUGGUGGCUGAACAAGCUCUCGUGGAUGCCAGACCUGUACAGAUGAGAGGAACUCGUGGCUGGGACUACAUCGCGCGGUGAUGCUUCUUCUUUACUCUCUGUCUGAUGUGAAUUUGGAUUUCUAUAAUCAACUCUGCGCGUUUCUAGAAUGGCUCGGUUUGAAGACGAUCUCCCGACCCGGUAUGGAGGCGGUGGCUCUCCAGCGGGUCCAUGCAGAGGGGUCAGCCGGCAACCGGGCCCCCCGGCCGGACAGAGGAUGUAUAAGCAAACAAUGGCCCAAAGAGCCCGGACAAUGGCCAUAUACAACCCGAUACCGGUCAAACAGAACUGUCUCUCAGUCAACAGAUCCCUUUUCAUCUUCAGCGAAGAUAAUAUCAUUCGAAAAUAUGCAAAGAAAAUAACAGAGUGGCCUCCAUUUGAGUACAUGAUUCUCGCCACCAUUAUAGCAAACUGCAUUGUACUGGGCUUAGAGCAGCAUUUACCAGCUUUAGACAAGACACCCAUGUCAAAACGACUGGAUGACACUGAACCCUACUUCAUCGGAAUAUUUUGCUUCGAGGCCGGGAUCAAGAUCAUCGCUCAAGGCUUUGCUUUUCAUAAAGACUCCUACCUCCGCAAUGGGUGGAAUGUAAUGGAUUUUGUUGUUGUGUUGACGGGGAUUCUAACCGUAGUGGGGCCAGACUUUGAUUUGCGGACACUCAGGGCAGUAAGAGUCUUGCGGCCACUCAAACUCGUGUCUGGAAUUCCAAGUCUCCAGGUGGUUCUGAAGUCCAUCAUGAAAGCAAUGGUUCCUUUGCUUCAGAUUGGCCUUCUGCUCUUUUUUGCUAUCCUCAUGUUUGCCAUCAUUGGUCUAGACUUCUACAUGGGCAAGUUUCACCGCACCUGCUUCAGAAACGAUACUGGGGAACAGGCAGCUGACUUUCCAUGUGGGACGGAACUUCCAGCCCGGAUGUGUGAAGGCGACACUGUUUGUAGGCUGUACUGGACCGGUCCAAACUUCGGCAUAACAAACUUUGACAACAUCCUGUUUGCUGUGCUCACCGUCUUCCAGUGCAUCACUAUGGAAGGAUGGGUCGACAUCCUUUACAAUGCCAACGAUGCCUCAGGGAACACCUGGAACUGGCUCUACUUCAUCCCACUCAUCAUCAUCGGCUCUUUCUUCAUGCUCAACUUGGUUUUGGGGGUGCUGUCGGGGGAGUUUGCAAAGGAGAGAGAGCGUGUGGAGAAAAGGCAGGAGUUCCUGAAGCUUCGCAGACAACAGCAGAUCGAGAGGGAGCUGACGGGCUACCUGGAGUGGAUCUGCAAGGCAGAGGAAGUAAUACUUGCUGAAGAAGAUAAAAAUGCAGAGGAGAAGGAUGAUGGUGCCUGGUACAAGAGGAAAUGCAACAACCCAGUAUUGAAAAGAGCUAAGAAGAGCAAAAAUGACCUCAUCAGUGCAGAGGAAGGAGAAGACCAUUUCACUGACAUCACAUCAGUCGCUCCCCAGGGCUCUCCGUUCACCCGUACAAGCAAGAGCAGCAAGAACGAAAGCUCAUCAUACCUUCGCAGGAAAGAGAAGAGGUUUCGCUUCUUAAUCCGCCGUAUGGUGAAGGCCCAGAGCUUCUACUGGACUGUUCUGUGUAUAGUGGGACUGAACACACUGUGUGUGGCUAUAGUUCACUAUGACCAGCCCGACUGGCUCACAUAUGCACUGUAUUUGGCGGAGUUUGUAUUCCUUGGUCUGUUUCUAAUAGAGAUGAGUCUGAAGAUGUAUGGCCUUGGGCCCAGGACCUACUUUCACUCCUCAUUUAACUGCUUUGACUUUGGGGUGAUUGUGGGUAGCAUUUUUGAGGUGAUCUGGGCAGCAGUAAAACCAGGAGCCUCUUUUGGCAUUAGUGUGUUGCGAGCACUACGUUUGCUGAGGAUAUUCAAGGUUACCAAGUAUUGGAACUCGUUACGGAAUCUGGUGGUGUCUCUGCUCAACUCAAUGAAGUCCAUCAUCAGUCUCCUGUUCCUGCUGUUUCUCUUCAUCGUAGUGUUUGCUCUGCUAGGAAUGCAGCUCUUCGGAGGACAGUUUAAUUUUGAAGAUGAGACCCCGACGACCAACUUUGACACAUUCCCAGCUGCUAUCCUGACAGUGUUUCAGAUUCUGACAGGAGAGGACUGGAAUGCUGUGAUGUAUCAUGGAAUUGAAUCCCAGGGAGGAGUGCACCGGGGAAUGUUCUGCUCCGUGUACUUCAUUGUGCUCACAUUAUUUGGAAACUACACUCUCCUUAAUGUCUUUUUGGCCAUCGCUGUUGAUAAUCUUGCCAAUGCACAGGAACUCACCAAGGAUGAGGAGGAGCAGGAGGAGGCCAUCAGUAAGAAAAUGGCUCUGCAGAAAGCCAAGGAGGUAAAGGAGGUCAGCCCCAUAUCGGCCGCUAACAUUUCCAUCACAGCUUUUAUAAGGCCAAAUCCUGCUCUUUCAUGCAGCUCCUCCAACUCCAGCUCUCAUUCACCUAAAGAACAGCAGCGCUCUCUAAAAAUGAUGUCCGUGUGGGAGCAGCGCACCACACAGAUUCGGAAGCACAUACGCGCCAGCAGCGAGGCAUUGUACCAAGAAGAGCUCAGCCCCCGGCUGACCACUAACCUUCACCUCCGCCCUGACAUGAAAACCCACCUGGACCGGCCUCUGGUGGUGGAACCUCGUUGUGAUGGUCCCAUCAGUACCCACAGAGGCUGGGACAAACCCCAGGAUUUGCAAGGGGAGGGCGACACACCACGCAAGCACCACCGUCACAGAGAGCGUCCAUCCAAUGAGACCAGUGAAAAUGGUGACACAGGUCAACACAAAGAAGGCCGGCAUCACGUCCAUCACAGCCGCAGUAAGGAGCAUGAUGGGAGACGGUGUAAAGAGGGGAAGAGUGACAGGAGCCGGAGCAGAGAGGGGGGCCGCAGACAUCACCACCAGAGCUCAGUGGAUGAGGGAGGUGGGGAGAGAGAACAUCGUCACCAUCAUUCCCACAGGCAUAACAGAGAGGGCAACGGAGUGGUCAGUGCUGGGGGGAAGAACGAACGGCGGUCCAGGCAGAAGGAUGGCUCACAUUCGGAAACAAGGGAGGGAGAGAGGUGCUCCAGGGGCGAAAAUGGAGAUAAUGGAGGGAGGAGACAGCACAGACUAUGUACCAGUAAAGCUCAGUCCACUCUGGAAGGAGAGGAGAAACAAGGGAAUGAAGAGAAGGAGGAGGGCAAGUCGCACAGCCACAGACACAUGGACAUGACAGGAGAUUCCCUGGUUGUAAACCCCCAUCAACCUUCAGUUGGAAACCGAUUGUGUCCUGAGAAACCAGAAGACUCAGACAAUAAACAAAAAAUUGGUCAGACUGGAGGAAUGGGCACACACAUACCUGUGACCAUCACAUCUCCCCCUGGAGAAACAACCCUUAUACCCAUGAACAGUAUAGACAGUGAGACGAUGCCCAUGACUGAGAAGAAUCUGGAGGAUCUGAACCAGAGUAGCCAUCGUCCCAUCCUCCACUUCAGCUCCAUGUUCAUCUUCAGCCCAAACAAUCCGGUGAGGCGUCUGUGCCACUACAUUGUGAGUCUGCGCUACUUUGAGAUGUGUAUCCUGGUGGUGAUUUCCAUGAGCAGUAUAGCCCUGGCUGCGGAGGACCCAGUCCAAGCCAAUGCCCCUCGUAACAAUGUCCUGAAGUAUUUGGACUAUGUCUUCACUGGUGUUUUCACAUUUGAGAUGGUCAUUAAGAUGGUGGAUUUAGGUUUAUUGCUGCAUCCUGGUUCAUACUUCAGAGAUCUGUGGAAUAUUCUGGACUUCAUUGUGGUCAGUGGUGCACUGGGGGCAUUCGCAUUUUCGAGCUUCAUGGGAUCACAUCUUAACAUAAACAGAGGAACCAAGGGCAAAGACAUCAGCACUAUCAAGUCCCUGAGGGUUUUGCGAGUCUUGCGACCACUGAAGACCAUUAAACGUCUACCGAAACUGAAGGCCGUGUUUGACUGUGUGGUGAACUCCCUGAAGAACGUGUUGAAUAUCCUCAUUGUCUACAUCCUGUUCAUGUUCAUCUUUGCCGUCAUUGCUGUGCAGCUCUUCAAGGGCAAGUUUUUCUACUGCACAGACGAGUCCAAAGGUCUGGAGAAAGACUGCAGAGGGCUGUUCUUGGAUUAUGAUAAAGAUGAAGUAGCAGCCCAGCCCAGAGAGUGGAGGAAAUAUGAGUUCCACUACGACAAUGUGCUGUGGGCGUUUCUUACUCUCUUCACUGUUUCUACUGGAGAGGGCUGGCCAACGGUUUUGAAGCACUCUGUAGAUGCCACUUUUGAGGACCUGGGUCCUAGUCCAGGCUACCGCAUGGAGAUGUCCAUCUUCUACGUGGUCUACUUUGUGGUCUUCCCCUUCUUCUUCGUCAACAUUUUUGUGGCCUUGAUAAUUAUCACAUUCCAGGAACAGGGCGAUAAGGCCUUGUCAGAGUGCAGUCUGGAGAAGAAUGAGAGAGCCUGCAUUGACUUUGCUAUCAAUGCCAAACCGUUGACCCGCUAUAUGCCACAGAACCAGCAGUCCUUUCAGUACCGCUUGUGGAAGUUUGUGGUUUCUCCACCGUUUGAGUACUCCAUCAUGAUCAUGAUUGCUCUCAACACUGUGGUGCUCAUGAUGAAGUUCCAUGGGGCUCCUGAAUCUUAUGAAGCAAUGCUCAAGUAUCUCAACAUUGUUUUCACUGCUCUCUUUUCAAUGGAGUGCAUUCUGAAGAUUAUUGCUUUCGGGCCCUUGAAUUACCUGAAAGACGCCUGGAAUGUGUUUGACUUUGUGACUGUGCUGGGCAGCAUCACUGACAUCUUAGUCACUGAGAUUAACACUACGGACCGUCUGCUGAACUUGAGUUUCCUGAGGCUCUUCAGAGCAGCCAGACUCGUCAAACUCCUCCGGCAGGGAUACACCAUACGCAUCCUGCUCUGGACAUUCGUCCAAUCGUUUAAGGCAUUGCCUUAUGUUUGCCUUCUAAUUGCCAUGCUGUUUUUCAUCUACGCCAUCAUAGGAAUGCAGGUGUUUGGGAACAUCGAGUUGAGUGAUGAUACCGCCAUCAAUCGUCACAACAACUUUCGCACUUUCCUCCAAGCGCUUAUGCUGUUGUUCAGGAGUGCUACUGGUGAAGCCUGGCAUGAGAUUAUGCUGUCCUGUCUGAGUGAGCGCACAUGUGAUGCGAGCUCAGGCAUUCAAGGAAAGGAGUGCGGGAGUGACUUUGCCUACUUCUACUUUGUCUCCUUCAUUUUCCUCUGUUCUUUCCUGAUGCUGAACCUGUUUGUGGCUGUCAUUAUGGACAACUUUGAAUAUCUGACACGUGACUCCUCCAUCUUGGGCCCUCACCACCUGGACGAGUUUAUCCGAGUGUGGGCAGAGUAUGACCCAGCUGCAUGUGGCCGUAUCAAGUACCUCGAUAUGUAUGAGAUGCUGCUCCACAUGUGCCCACCUUUAGGUUUGGGAAAGAAAUGCCCUCCACGAAUCGCCUACAAGCGGCUGGUGAAAAUGAACAUGCCCAUUGCAGAAGACAACAGUGUGCACUUCACCUCUACACUGAUGGCUCUGAUCCGCACUGCCUUAGAGAUCAAACUGGCAUCAGGCAUGGUGGCCCAACGUCUGUCAGACGCUGAACUGAAGAAGGAGCUUGCUACAGUCUGGCCAAGCCUGUCUCAGAAGACUAUGGACCUGCUGGUCACUCCACACAAACCCAAUGAGCUUACAGUGGGGAAGGUAUAUGCAGCUCUUAUGAUUUUUGAUUAUUACAAACAAAACAGAGCCAAAAGACUUCAGAUGCAGCAGCAAAGAGAACAAGCAGGACCUGGAUCUCAGAAUAAAGUCAGUGCUCUUUUAGAGCCUAUUCUCCCACUAACCCACAUGCAAGAUCAGACCAUGAACAGUGUAGAGUCGGCCUCAGAAUUUCAAGCUCAGACCAGACCCAGCUCCACCAUGCUUAAUAACGGACGCACACAUCUUGAUACCAUAAUUAAAGGAUCUUCAACCUGGGCUUCAGAGAAGUCCAAGGAAGUGCAGUGGUCUAAACGGCGGCCAAUGUCAAGAGGUCAAUCAGAGGAUGCCUCAAAUGCAAACACUGCCCAGGAAUCAGUAGAAAUGAGGAAGAUGGAGAACAGUGCCAACACAGUGACCUCUGGCAGCCUUGAAGGCCAAGGACGUGCAGUAUCCAUGCCAAAACUCAAUGCAGAAAUGCAGAGGAGUCAUUCCCGUCAUUCUCCUGGGACUUUACUGGAACCAAUUCCCGAUUCCCCCAUGAGACGCUCCGCAUCCACUUUUGCACCACAGCGCCCUCAGGAAGUGAAUCUGAAUGACUACACUUUGGUGAAACCUGUUCAAGAACGACAUCACCACCAUCACCAUCACCACCGAUGCCAUCAUCGCAGGGACAGAGACAAGAAACAGAGAUCGCUGGACAGGUCGCCCACAGGCCAACACAAAGCUACAGGCAGAGCCGCUGACCCUGUACAGGAGAGGUCGCAUGACCGAGGUCGUUCCCACGAGAGGAAGCAUCAUUCGUCUUCGGCGGAGAAGCAGCGCUAUUACUCAUGUGAUCGCUACGGCAGUCGAGAAAACUGUCCCAGCAAGUCUGCCAUGGCAAGCUGUGCCACUUCACCUAGCGAGGCCCUGGAGGCCAGUCUCAACAAGCAGGGCAGUGGGUGGGCUAAGGGGAGCCCGGUGUUGUUGACCUCAGGGGCGAGUACUCCAAGCCAUGGGCGCAGACAGCUACCCCAGACCCCCAUUGCUCCUCGUCCCUCUGUGGCCUACAGGACUGCCAACUCCUCCCCUGUGCAGUUUCUGGUCACACAGGCCGGCUUGCUUCCCCCGAGUCCUGGCAGGAUGAGCCGCGGUCUGUCUGAGCACAACGCCCUCUUAAACAGCAGCUCCAUCUCCAGCUCACCGGCCCCUGUCAGUCGCAUUAACUCAGAACCCUUCCUAGGGCCCCCGGACCACCCUGCCGGCCCCCAACCCGAAACGUACGCUGUCUUCCAAGAUGAUCCGAGCCCUCAGAUGGGCCAUUCUCCCCUGACUGUAGGGAUGAAAAUCGUGGCGAUUCCCCCACCUCCCCAACAACAGUUCCGCAGGGUUCCCAAUGGAUACCACUUUACCACGGGCCCCGGCGCCACCAAAGGACGGGCACGACGGUACUAACCAGAGGCAGAGGUGGACGACUGGUGCUAGCAUGGCUUUAAUUUACACACACAUUCAGAUGAUGUUUUUAUUUUCUAAUCAUGAUGAGUUUUAUCAUCUCUUAUUUUGUGGGCGGUGUUAAAUGCAGUAAUGCAUGUAUUUGUUUUCAAUGUCCAAAGGAUAAAACAUACAUGUACACUUACAAAGCAGCAGAUAUGAUAUGAAAAGGAUCAAAUUCACCCGAUUUUUAUGUAUUUCAGUCAGGCUAAAUGGUUUGGUGGGUGUGGUCUCUUUAAAAACACGAAAGAUUGACAGUUUAUGUGCAAACACACAGGCUUUUAAGGGCAACAGAUGCCACAAAUGUGCUUGUGUAACCUGGGAAAAGACUGACCCACUGCUUCAGAUGUAGACCACAGUGGGCAUCUGGCCAUUUUCCCUCUAAGCCAGCCUCUGAGACGCACCCUAAAUGCAAAUAUUCCCAUGAAAAUGUUAUCUUGGCAUUAUAGAUGUACCUUUUAUGGAAUGAAACUCUACAGAAGCAGUUGGAAAUGCUAGAAACAUUGUCUUAUUUGAAGCAGUGUCCCCUAUCUCCAUCUAAGAGAAUUAAACGUUUUUUCACACUGUUGCGAAAGCAGAUUGUUCACCAUUGACAACCAUAUUGUACUUUGUUUUAUAUCAAGUUGUAGAUAUUUUAUCUAUUCAUUAUGUGCUUUUUUGUAUUCUAAAGAUGAACGGUUUUACAUAAAUCAUUUACGGCUUCACCAUACUGUCAGGUCUAACAAUUCUUCUUGACUGCUCCAGAUGUUAUUUACAAAGUGCCUAACCUUUUGAAUAUAUUGUAGUAGUGAUACAACCUCAGCCUUUUUUAGUGCAUCCACACUUGAGAGCGUGAACUGAUCAAGCUCUAAGGGUUAAAUGGAACUACAAGGUGUUACGAUCGCAGGCCUUAAUUCAGAAGAUAUAUAGUACCUUUGAAUUCACAUUAGGUUUUUGAAUGGAAAUGACCGUAUGAUUGUUUUUUUUUUUUUAGUUUGUUUUUUUCUUGUCUCCUUUUUUUGUACAAUUUUAAUACUGAGUGGAAUAUUGAAAAAUUCCAUUUCCAAAAGCAUAUAUUAGUAUGGAGUACAUAUUAAAAAAACUGCAGUAGUUGUGUAUUUGUCCUGAUGGGGACUUUAUAACCACAGUUAUAAAAUUGCAUGUUAAAAAAAGUCUUCAAUUCUUGACUGACCAUGGUUAAGAAACCAAUAUUUAUGGUGUGUAUUUCCUGCCCUGAUGAAGAUGCUCAGACUGCAAUGCUAUCUGCCUUCUCUGUUUGAUCUUUUAUGCAAGGACUGAGAACCGAUGAACUGAUACAAAGGAGUGUGUUUUGCUCGUGUAGCAGGUUUCCUGAUGUGAGCACGUGUUGUGUUGGGUUGAGUCGGGUGCUGGCACCGGUACAGUAGGCUGAUCUGUGUUAAGGUUAAGCUUUCCCCCUCAUGGCACUCCUCCAAGCACCCUGAGACACACAUACACACUCACAGCUUUUAUUCUGCUGCCGUACCCCAGCUGCUGGCUGUAUAGAAAUGUGGCCGGCUCCUUUUUAUCAUGCUGGUAACAUGAGACGAAUAUUGAGCCAACUGAAUUCAGAGGGUGAAGCAGUUAGAAUGAACAGAAAAAAGCCUCUGUAUCGGGACAUUGUACAGUACGUUCCAGGAUUAUUUCACCAGUUCUACAUUGACAUAAAUUAAUACAUUAGAGGCUUGGAGAAUUGUUUGGCUAAUCAGGUCAUUCUUGGCCACUUGAUGUGUAAGGAUUAUGUUGUAUGAUUGUUCUUUCCUUUUCAUUUGUUUAAACAUACAUUUUCUUUAUGUAGGGCUAUGCAACGAGAUGACACUUUGAAAAAUAUACUUCAUUCGUUUUGUAGCUUUACCUGCUGGGAAAUCCAGAUUCAGGCUUUAUUUAGCAUGUUAA